This is a messenger RNA of Alternaria rosae, 1827 nucleotides long. RefSeq lists its product as uncharacterized. The record is from RefSeq and is a predicted model, not a curated record. The coding region runs from base 334 to 1533 and encodes 399 amino acids. The transcript has 4 exons. NCBI's taxonomy places the organism in Eukaryota, Fungi, Ascomycota, Dothideomycetes, Pleosporales, Pleosporaceae.
GCCAGAUCAGCUCGGCGGCCGUCACCCUAGGAUGCACAGCUGGAUAUCCCCGUGUUGGAUUGUUUCGAAAGUUGGUCUCGAGCGAGUGCACCUUCUUUGAUCGAUCUGGCGGCCUUCUCCCGUCACCCGCGACCGUGCUGUUUAGCUUUCGCUUCGCCCGUCUUGAACCAGAACGGCCGACGCAAGAGAUGAGUGGCGCGAAGGAGCAGACUUGAAAACCCCGGGGCACUCCCGAUCAUUGAGUGGCUGUUUGCUUUUUUCCUCUUGUUCACCGAUUGUGACUUUUGCGAUCCAUGCCAUUCCGCACCUCGAACGACCCCGCUGCAGUGCAUCAUGGACGCAGGUACACAAGAAUGGCCGGACCAACGCUUGAAGAUCCUCAUCCCGGUUUGGACCUUAACGCUGAUUAGCACUGCUUUCUUGGUAUGGAGAGUCGUGUACGGACUGCGAUCACGCAAGUUCAUUGCCUGUGAUUACUUGUUGAUCAUAGCCACUGCUCUCAAUAUCGCAGCGACAUCACUGAACCAGGUCGUCGUCAAUAACGGCCUCGGGCGCCACAUCAUGGACCCGACGGUCUUUCCGAAUCUCAGAACAUACAGCUAUCAUCUUUGGAUCACACAAAUCGUCAACAUCAUUGCCGUUGCCUUUUUAAAAUGGUCCAUUUGCGCAUGGCUGCUCGUUCUGAACUUCUCCAGACUGUAUCAAGUUAUUGUUUGGCUCUCGAUCUUGAUGGUCACCGCCUUUAACUUCCUUGCACCAGUCUUGACGCUAUUCGGAUGCACACCCCUGGAACGAAACUGGAACUUUGGGUUUACCGGGGAGAGCCAUUGCUGGGCAAAGGGCACACUUGCACUAUCCUAUACCCAAGGUAUCAGCAACAUCAUCACCGACGUGGUGUACAUGGCUGCGCCUCUGAUCUAUCUUUCGCGCGUCCAGUUGAAUAGUCGAACUCAAUUGGGUAUUCGGAUCGUCUUCCUGCUGAGUAUCCCUGCCACGAUAUGCUCAAUCUUCAAAACCAUCGAGCUCAAAGCCAUCACCAAGACGCAAGACCCAACGUGGGACGGUGUAAACCUCACCAUCUGGUCCAGCUCCGAACUCUCCAUCGGCAUCCUCAUCGCGUCACUCCCUCCGCUCCGCAAAGCAUUCGAUCACCUUUUCAAGAAGUUCCUUCCCUCGACAUUGACAGGCUCAGGGAAAACACCGCACUACGGUUAUGGGAACUCUAGCGCCGCACAAGGAAAUAGCAUUCAUAUGAAGAACUUCCAAGGCAGUAAAGCCUACCACUCCAGGCUACCCGGCGAAAGCAUCCUUGACGGCGAUGACGAGAGCGAUCGUGCCAUUCUUGACGACGAUCAAAAAGGCUCUGGUAUCAUGAAGAGCACUGACGUACAAGUCACUGUCACCAAUGAUGUCGGAGAGGUAGGAAGUAGUUCCAACUCCAAGAGCGGCGGGAGCCCCAAGAUGUAUAACCCUGAAAUUGACUGGGCAAGUCCACACUUAGAGAAUGGGGAAGGACCGCGACGGUCUCGGUAAUGGGAAUAUCUUUAACGGCCGAAAAUCAGGAUUUCGUUUGCAUCUUUAGUCUAGGCCAGUGUGGAGGAGGCUGAGCCGCUCGAUAGUUGGAUACCCAAGUGCUUUUUAUUCACAUGAAAUGACUGUAAUAUGUGAGCAAUUAGCUCAUGAUGCCGCGAAGAAAUGUAUCUGUUUUAACACCAAGUGUCUUUACCAUAUGUUGUCGCUUUUGGUGUGAUAUAGUCUCACAAUGAGAUAGUGUCAAAAUUAGAGGGUGCUUUGCAAAUGGACUUGAGAAUCAUAUGCUAUUCGUAC